This is a messenger RNA of Diorhabda carinulata, 2967 nucleotides long. RefSeq lists its product as uncharacterized. The record is from RefSeq and is a predicted model, not a curated record. The transcript has 7 exons. The coding region runs from base 159 to 881 and encodes 240 amino acids. Lineage: Eukaryota; Metazoa; Arthropoda; Insecta; Coleoptera; Chrysomelidae.
AGUCCUGUCGCGGAAUUUUAUCAGGCCGGUCAGGAUUCAGAAGUUGACUUGACGAAAAGACCAAUUAGAAAAGUUCUUGUUCUUUUCCUAUAUACCUAAUUAUUUCAUGAGACUUUGGAUUACUUUUCAGGUGAACUCUGGUGUUUGAAGUAGUAAAUAUGGGAAGAGGCGAUAAGAGAAAAUCAGAUGGUGGUUCAACAAAUUUAGUAGGAAAGUUCACUCAAAGCGUUCGUAGGAUAGUUCAAGACGUAAAGGAUGAAGGAACAGCCACUGGAGCAACAAAAGAAGAAGUGAUAGAGACCAACGAGAGGUUAAGAGCAGUAAGAGUACGAAUGGAUGAAUCUUAUGAUACUGCCAAAAAGGCACUUGUGGGACUCAUGGGAAAGUAUAACGAGAGUAAAAGCGUCCAUAAUAUAUUUCAAAGAUACAAUAUGCUCAAAGCAAUGAUCAAGGAGGUGAUACGAUUAGAAACGCAAUAUUGGACAUUGGUGGAUAUUCCAAAGCAAGAAAAACAAGAAACAGUGCCGGCUUUUGUUCUACGGGCUUGCGCUAUUAUGGAAAAAACACAGAAAUCUGGAGAAGGUGUCAAAACAUCUGCAAAAUUGGCAGAGGAGGCGCAGGAUAAAAGAGAACGAAUAGAAAGAUUAGAAAAUAUGACUACAUCGCAAAUAGACGCUGAGAACACUCAAAUGACGAAUGACCUCUACAGGUUAUUAAAGAAGUAUUCCGGUUUAAGAAAUCUCAUUCGACAAUUAAAGACUGAAUACACUAAUGCCAAGUUAUAUCCUAUGGUGCUACGUUACUCAAUGUUAAAGGAUAUGAUCAAAGAUAUUAUGCUUCAUCCAGAUUACAUGGAAGUAUGUCACGAAGUCGACGCAUAGCCAAAGUCGUUCUCCUAGGUGGGACUUCGUCGGCAAAGCGUCAGAUUUUGAAGCUUUUGCCGAAUUCCAUCAAGGAAAUAAUUGAGAAUACGUAUUUUCACAAUAGACGAUUAGAAAAUCAGAAGGAAAAUAUCUUUUUUGGUUACGGUUUGAUCAUGCGGAUUGGAAGAAAACAUUUUGGAAAUUUCGUGAGGGAAAUGAAAGUAGAUAGUAAGAAAUAUUAUAAUUGCACCAGUUAUGGAAUGUACCUAUUUUUAUAUUUUCUAUGAGAAUAUUCAUCUUGAAAAUAUUCAAUUUUUCAAUGUGCCAUAUUAACAAAUUACAGCAAACGUUAAAUUUCAUAAAAGAAUAAAAAGUCAUUUUAUCAAACAAAAUCUUAUAGUUUUUAAUAUAUAUAAUAAUGUAAGUGGUAAAUAUUUAUCUAUUUAAAUCCAUUUAUUUGUAUGUCAACAAAAGUUCAAAUGCUUAGUCUAAUUUCCAGAAUUUUACAAAACUUUUUUGUUGUAGAAUUGUUUUGAGCUGUCGCUAAAACUUUACAAUAAUAACAUUUACUAAAAUAAAGUUCUGAUAACUUAAAUUUCGAAAGCGUCUCAAGUUAACAGUUAAAUAAAACACCUUGUAUCAAUAGAUACAUGUAAAUUAUGAUUAAAGCUUGGUUUUUGCAGCCAAAAUUGAAACUAAAUUAAAAUUAACAUUAAACUCAACUUUCUUGGUUUUGAUUUUGGUUUUUGUUCCAUCGUCUAAAGGCCAUUGCUGACUUUGAGACAUUACUUAUUCCUAUUUUUUUGUAUAUCAGUUUUAAAAAUAAAACACCUCGGCGUAAAUCGGCGCAAUAACACGAAUAAUAUUCUUAUAGCCAAAUAAUAAACAACAUAUUGUAAACAAAACAAUACCACCAAUACAGACUGACCUGACGUAUUCUGUACUUUAAAAUUAAACUGAGAAGUUAAAAGUUGGGGAACUCUUAAUUUAAUUUCAUUUUAAAUUUACUAUUACUGUUCUGUAUGAACUACAAGUACCAUAUCAGUGUCUUUUAACUAGUCAUUCAAUUUUUUAGUUUAAUUUAUAAUUUUGACCGCAUAGAACAAGCUUUACUUAGAAUAAACUAUAAGUGGCGAAACAUAUUUAAACUAACUUCAAAUUUCAUCUGUGUGUUACUAAUCUAAAAGGACAACACUGUGCUAAACUGUAUCAUUUUUCUACAAACUUUCAUAACUAUAUAGCUUGAUACUUAAGGCGAAGAAAAGGAAUUGGGAGGCUGAAAUACUCGUAGAUAAAGAAACUGAGAGAUAGGAGAAACCUCAAACGCUUCUCAAAACCGAUCAAGAUAUGCCAAAUUGAAUGAAUUGAAAAUUUAGAAAUUUUUGAUUGAUAAAUUGCACUGAGAAUUAAAGUUUACGAUCCCAAUAAGUUAAACCUGCACUCUCUAUACGAGUAUGUUGGGAAUGUAAAUAAUAUUUCCAAAUUCCAAUAUAUUUACGUGAAAAUUUAAACUAAAGAGAUCUUCAACCAAACAUUUGUAGAAUUUCGAUAAACAUUGAAGUUGCUUCCUCUCAAAUAUUGUUCGAACAUGAAUAUAUAAAGUAAAUAUGGCACAACUUGUGAAGUUGAGAAAUACGGGAUUAUUAUUCGAAAUACUUGUUAUUUGCAUAUUUUGAAAUUUGAAUAUUUUCAGCAUAAAAAAAUAUGAAUCUAGCGGCAAAAUUGUAAAUGAUAUAAAAUUACAUUUUGAGAUUUAUAUAGAAAAAAAUAAGAGUAAUUAUCAUAACCACAAUAAACCGUAAUGAAAUAUGUUGUAAGCUUUAAAAUAAAUUCUGAUUAAGUUGGCAACAGUACAUUGAUAACACAAAAGAACUUAAAUAACAUUCGACAAACCUGUAGACAUAGUCAAUUGGGAAACUAUGCAGUACGAGAUGUGUGGGAAAACCAAUUAAACUGGUUUAUUUUCUAAAUAAUUUAUUUUUCUUUCAAAUAACGUAGGUAAUUCUGGUUAAUCGUUAUUCUUAUUUUUGUAACAGUUUUCAACUGGUAUGGCUUUCAACUGGUUGGCCACAAUCACUUGAAUGCUUGAAUAGGUGAACCCCAA